Molecule: messenger RNA, 1536 nt
Organism: Colletotrichum scovillei
Lineage: Eukaryota; Fungi; Ascomycota; Sordariomycetes; Glomerellales; Glomerellaceae
Product: cytochrome P450
Exons: 5
Coding region: 1-1536 (511 amino acids)
Molecular function (GO): iron ion binding; oxidoreductase activity, acting on paired donors, with incorporation or reduction of molecular oxygen; heme binding
Source: RefSeq, a predicted model, not a curated record
AUGGUAUACUUCAUAGCGUGUCUAUUACUGGCCGCGGCAUACGUUGUAUCUAUUGCCGUCUACAGGCUAUUCUUCAGCCCUCUUGCUCGUUUUCCGGGGCCCAAGUUGGCCGCCCUCACAUUCGGCUACGAGUUCUAUUACGACUUUUUCAAAGAUGGAGGUGGCCGAUACUGGGCUGAGAUCAACCGCAUGCAUGAUGUAUCAGGACCCAUAGUGCGUAUAAACCCAUGGGAAGUGCACAUUCGGGAUCCAGAGUUCACCGAAGCCUUCAAAAUCUCGAGAAAGACGUCCAGGCCGUGGUGGUAUUACCGGUCCAAUGGUCCGCCGAACAGUGUCCUACAAGCCGGCCCUCAUGAGCUACAUCGGAUGCGCCGCGAGGCUAUCCUGCCCGUGUUCGCCACCCCUCUGGUCAUGUCUCGCGAACACUUAUACGAGGCGCUGGUGCAAAGAUUACUCGCGAGAUUCCGCGCUGCCAAGGGCACCGGCGCCGUAUUGACCUUGGGCCAUGCUUUCCGAUGCCUCGCCAUCGACCUGACUUGCACCACGAACCUCGGCUACGACUUUGGGUUCGUCGACGUCGAGGACUUUGAGAAUGAAAUGUUCAAGAUUGCGAGGACCCUGGGUCGCAUGAACAUGAUCAGCCGGCACAUCGGACACUGGUUCUUUGCGGUGAUGCGAGCGCCCGCGCGCUGGGCCAAGCGCGCGGAGCCCGUCAGUCCUGGGAUGAUUCGCGUUUUGCGGUUCCGGAACAUGAUCGACCAGGCCGUCACAGAUCAGUAUCGUGCUGCAACGACCAAUGACACAACUAUACGCGAAAAGACCGGCGGCGACAACUUCAAAUCCACCGUGCAGCAUAUCCUCGAGUCAAACCUUCCAGCCCACGAGAAGGAGUUGACGCGCGUGGUAAACGAGGUCUGGCUCUGCAUCAACGCGGGCAUCGACACAGAAGGCCAAGCCAUCGCCUUUGCGACCUUUAUGCUCCUAAGCCACCCCGACAAGCUCGCACAACUCCGCAAAGAGCUGGCGGACUGCGAGAAGAGGCUCGGUAGAUGUCCCACGUACCAAGAGCUCAAGGAGCUAAACUACCUACACGCCGUCGUCCAGGAGUCGUUCCGUCUAAACCACCCCAUCGCCGGCCGCUUGCCCAGAACCGACCCGGACAAUGAGAUUCAGUACGGGGACGUAAUCAUACCCAAGGGUGUCACCGUCUCCGUGUCCACGUACGAUAUCUACCUCGACGCCAACAUCUUCCCAGAUCCGCACAGAUUCGAGCCCGGACGUUGGCUUGACCCGGGCGAGAGGAAGCGCCUCCGCAAGUACGUCAACAACUACGGCCGCGGGACCCGCAGCUGCGUGGGGAUGGACGUGGCCAAUAUGGGAAUCUACUUGACGCUGGGGCGCAUCUUUGCUCCGUCGGCUGGCUUCGAGCUGGCGUUGCACGAUACGCUGUAUGAGCGCGAUGUCGCCUUUGAUGCCGACUUUUUCGGGGCGUUUCCCAAGAGCGGUUCGAACCACAUCAAGGCAACCGUAGUCUAG